GAAAUUUUACGAGUUAAUUACAAGAGUCGACAGUUGGUCGUUCAUUUCAUUUGUUUACAAAUUAUUUUAAUUAAGGAUGACGUUUAUUAGGCCUACUGGAAGUACAAGUCAUUCUUCUGCUUUUGAUGCUGACAGAAGUCACUGCUUUUCUUCAAACUUUAUUUGAACGUUUCCUCAAUGUCAAGUCGUGUUUUAGUGUAUCAUGGCCUGGGUGCGAAUGAAAAUUCUACCAAACAUCUCGUUGAUGCCUUGAAAGCAAACCUCAUUCCUUCUCAGUACAGUGUGCAAGCAGUGUCUCCUGAAGGAAUUGCCAAUGGAAGCAUUUUAUCUGAGUCGACUGCCCUUCUGGCUUUUGGUGGAGGAUACACAACUGGAUUUGCCAAGGCCCUUGGCAGUGAUGGAAUACAAAAUGUCAAGGAUUAUGUCUUGAAUGGAGGAUCUUACCUUGGCUUCGGAGCAGGUGGAUAUUUUGGCUGUGACUUUAUUGAAUUUGAUGUAGGAGGACCCCUUGAAAAAUUUUCUGAACGGGAAAUAAGAUUUUACCCAGGUAUUGGAAGAGGUCCACUGAACCCAAGCUUUCGGUACGGAACCCACAAAGGAGCCUGUGCUGUCCCCAUCAAGAUAUUAACAGACAGUGCCAAUUCUGCCUUUGAUGCGUACUUAGAUGGAGGCUGUGCUUUUUAUCCCAGUGACCCGCCAAAGCCCGACUCGCCAGUGAAAGAGGUUGUCUCUGUUGCAAACUACAUGGACCUUCCAAACUCCCCUGCUGCCAUUGUGAAAACUGUUGUGGGCCAAAAUGGAAUAACUGUCCUCUCUGGAAUUCAUUUAGAAUAUGAUGUUUUAUCAGUUGUUGAUUCAGAGCCCGUACUUGAACCCCUUCGAAAAAAGUUCACAGAGAGUAAAGCUAGUCAAGAGGAGGCUUUUCUAUCUUUGUUGAAAUUGCUGAGAUUGAAUACUGUUUGAUGAAUGUUGUUACUACUACAUGUACCGCAUUGUGGUUGAAUGUUAUGACCUGCGGAUGAUAUACAUUCAGAGUGAGAUAAUGUAUCACGCCGAUAUCUGUGCAGGAGUGGUUGGGUUCAUUCCUUCACUCUUCCAUCAUGAGUUCAAUUUGUGCAUGGGGAGUAUAUAUUAUUGAGUUUCUUUGUCUUUCUUCAUGGGUGUUGUAUCAGACUUUACCCAGGUUGGCCCUGACAGGCAGGGUGGAAGUUGAAGCAGCCUGCUCCUUAAAAACCAUCUACUAAAAUGGGAUGUAAAAUAAAAAAUACAAUCAGUCAAUCAUGAUAUACAGCAUAUCACAGAUAGGUUGAACACGGAAGACUCAAAAUCACGCAUCCGUCAAAUUGUGCCUGCGUUCCAGUUUUUUCUUCUUCUUUAUCUUUUGUAAGAUAUCCCUCGAACUACCGAGGCUGGUCCCGACGAAUUCAAGCUAUCCGUGGUAUGCUGUAUUAUGUCAUUGUUUACUUCUGGUGUUCAGAUGGAUCAAUAGUCAGACUCAUGUUGGCUAUUAUGUAAUCAGAGACGACUUGCUUGUGUUAAUGGAUGUUGUUAAAAAGAGGGUAAGGAGAAGAAUAUUACUAUUAAGCCGCUGCUAAUAAUUCUUCAAAAAGAUUGUGCUUGUUGCCAGGAGUUAGUUUUAUGAACUUGUGGUUCAGAUUGUGAGGUCUGUGAACUCAUGGAAUCUUUCAUGUACUUUUACAG
Messenger RNA from Aplysia californica (California sea hare), 1701 nucleotides. RefSeq lists its product as uncharacterized. NCBI's taxonomy places the organism in Eukaryota, Metazoa, Mollusca, Gastropoda, Aplysiida, Aplysiidae. The coding region runs from base 178 to 963 and encodes 261 amino acids. The transcript has 4 exons. The record is from RefSeq and is a predicted model, not a curated record.